GGGCGAGUGAGUGCGGAGUUUAGUCAUCACCAUCAAUCAUUUGAAAUCAUCAAACGCCGGAAAUUUUAACAAAAAGUUAGUCCGAUUAAAACAUCUGUGAUUUUUACCUUUGAAUCCAGUGAUCCGGCGAUAUCAUAAUGUGCGACACAUCCGUGGUUAGUGGCUCGGAUAUUGUGAAGAUCAACAUCUCCAAUUCGCAUAACGAUGCGGUCUCGUUCGAGCGGAAGUACAGCAAAUCGCUUAAAAUUUCCGAAUUUAAGGCAAAGUUGGAGCCCAUUACGGGUGGAUUGGCGGCGACAAUGAAACUGGAACUGUACAGCGGAGAUAGACUCGUGACUCGACUGGACGAUGACGACCGGAUGUUGGGAUUCUACGCGGUGGAGGACGGCAUGAGGGUGCAUGUGAUAGACAACUUUGUCUUCGUUCAGGAAAAUGUCCAGAAGUUUGAACUCAGCCAGGAGGAGUACGACAAGAAACAGGACAGCCUGAGGAAUUAUUUGAAACGUAACAGGUUGGGCAAAUACAACGAGGAGGAGAUGGCCAAGUUGGAGGAGGAGCGAAAAAAACAAGAAGAUGAGGAUGCUGCCAAAUUGGAACAGGCCACGAUCGGUGCGCGCUGUAAGGUGACGACCAAGGGACAUCCCACUCGAUUGGGAACGGUCAUGUACAAGGGAGAGAUAGAUGGCAGACCGGGUAUGUUUAUUGGGGUGAAAUUCGACGAACCUUUGGGCGUCAAUAACGGUACGGCUAAUGGAAAACAGUACUUCGAUUGCCCUCCCAAAUACGGUAGCUUUGUAGCAGUUAAAGCAGUUGAAAUCGGAGAUUUCCCACCGGAGAAGGAUGAGCUGGAUGAUGAACUGUAAACAAUCUUAGCAUUCCAAGUAUUCCAAAAUCAAAAAUCGCUAAUCUCUUCAUUUUUUUUUUUUUGCCAAAUGUUUCACCAGUCAAUAAGAUACUCACAAUGCUGCACAUCCCUUCGCUUUAGUUCGAAAUAAUUAGCUUAAGAACUCUUCAGA
Molecule: messenger RNA, 1016 nt
Organism: Armigeres subalbatus
Lineage: Eukaryota; Metazoa; Arthropoda; Insecta; Diptera; Culicidae
Gene: TBCB
Product: tubulin-folding cofactor B
Exons: 2
Coding region: 138-863 (241 amino acids)
Biological process (GO): tubulin complex assembly; cytoplasmic microtubule organization; post-chaperonin tubulin folding pathway
Cellular component (GO): microtubule plus-end; nucleus; cytoplasm
Molecular function (GO): alpha-tubulin binding; microtubule plus-end binding
Source: RefSeq, a predicted model, not a curated record